AUGCAUGAGGUCCAGGAUAUUAUGCUCAGGUAUCCGCUCAAACUGCCUAAAACCCAUGAUCUACCCUGUGAAGAGGCUGUUGAGAAGCCGGCAAUCACAACUCGUCUGCAAAGCCACAAACAGUCAAUCACGGAGUUGACUCAAUGUUGCGAGUUACGUCCAAGAGAGCUAAAGAGUCGUCUGCUCGAGCAAAGAUUCCUUAAGUUGCGCAAACUGCCGAUCCAGGAGUUGGUGAUAGCUCCGCUGGUCAAGUUCGACACUCAUGUUGAAGCCACGGAGGCAUCCAAGCAUGAGAUUGUUGCUAAUGCGUACAAGCUGGGAUACUUGGAUUGCAGGAAUAGUGCUUCUCCUUGUUGCCCUCUCGAACACGAAGACGAAGCAGUUGAAGAGAAGAUAGCAGAAUUGAGCUUCUGUCAACUCUGCACCCUCUGCAUACUAUGUGAUUCCAUUCUCCACUACGCCCCAAUAUUCCUUGGACGUCAAAAAGUUUUCCAUCAACAUGCUCUGGUGGUCAUAAUGGCCAUCGAAGCGUGGAAUCGCUGGUUGCACGAAGCUACUUCCUUCUCCUACCAUUAA
Prunus armeniaca (apricot) is the source of this 576-nucleotide messenger RNA. NCBI's taxonomy places the organism in Eukaryota, Viridiplantae, Streptophyta, Magnoliopsida, Rosales, Rosaceae. The record is from the annotation of a GenBank genome assembly.